Williopsis jadinii is the source of this 394-nucleotide messenger RNA. It is a transcript of the gene MRX7, whose product is annotated as Mrx7p. Bases 179 to 394 code for a protein of 71 amino acids. The transcript has a single exon. NCBI's taxonomy places the organism in Eukaryota, Fungi, Ascomycota, Saccharomycetes, Phaffomycetales, Wickerhamomycetaceae. The record is from RefSeq and is a predicted model, not a curated record.
CUCCCCCGUUCGAAAAGUAAACAAGGAACCCUGAAUAAAGGACAAAAUGCCAGCUCCAAGAAGCUUAGAACAAAUCCUCUAUGGAAUGGUGAGUAUGAUACCCCGUUAUCGCUGUUCUUUUUCCACUUGACCAUGGUCCUGGUAGCAGGAGUGUGCGAACUAACCGAUGGCUUAGCUCAUGAGAUCUCAGACAUUCCACAGAUUUGUCAGGAAAGUUUACUACAAGGUUAAUGGACUAGACCCGGCGCAGUUUGAAAGGGAAACAUCCUCACGGAUAUAUCAAGACAAUUCGCUUUUCAAGCCUUCGCCUCUGCAGAAGUUUAGAGCAUGGAGAGCGUUGUUCGUGGAUGAGAUGCGCUCAUCUGUGGGGCUUUCAAAAAGGCACAACGUCUAA